AUCGAAUCUGUUAUUAACAUGAAGCUGAUUCGUAUUUGAGUCGGCAUUUCGUAAGACAGUUUUUUUUCAUACCCCUCGGCACACAACAACAUACAACGUUUGCUAUGUCGGAUGUGGAUAUUUUGGUGUGGACUCUCGUUGGUGCAGCGAUAUUCAUCACUGUUAUAUUAGUGUAUGUGAGCCAGUCUACUAGUCGAGAUGAAGACGACACAGAAAAGAAAGCCAAGAAAAGACCAAAAGAGAAACCUGCACGAGUUCAGGAUGCUGGUCCUGUGCGUGCUAGAAACAGACGGAGAACGGCAAUGGAUAGGAUAAGAAGACGAGCCAUGCAAGAAGAGGGUGAGGAUGAUGAAUAUGAAGAUUAUGAUGAAGAAGAGACAGAAGAUCCUAUAUUACAGGAACUUGUAGAUCAACAGAGUGGCAAAAUAGGCAAGAAAAAAAUGGAGAAGUUGGAGAAAAAAGCUCAGAAGCGUGAAAUGAGAGAGCAUGAAUUGCAAGAACGAGAAGAAAGAAAGGAACGACAAGCGAUGUUAGAAGAGCUACGCAAAAGAGAAGAAGAAAAACGAGAACAGGAAGAAAAGAGAUUGGAAGAAGAAGAGAGAUUACGAAAAGAGGAGCAAGAGAGACGGGAACACGAGGAGUAUUUGAAAAUGAAAGAGAUGUUUACAGUUGAAGAUGAGGGACAUGAACACGUACUUACAGAGUCUGAGUCCCAGUCUCUGCUGAAAGAGUUCAUUGAUUACAUCAAGAAUAAAAAAGUUGUAAUAUUAGAAGAACUAGGUGCACAAUUUAACCUUAGAACACAGGAGGCCAUUAAUCGUGUUCAAGAUCUGCAAGCUGACGGCAGUCUGAGUGGUGUAAUGGAUGACAGGGGGAAAUUUAUUUAUAUAUCAGAAGAAGAGAUGCAAUCAGUAGCAAAGUUCAUCAAACAGAGGGGCAGAGUUUCAAUCAGUGAAUUGGCAGAUCAUAGUAAUAUGUUGAUUAAUUUGCAGUCAAACAUUGAGGUUGCAUCAUAAUUUGUCUUUUUUUUUGAUAGUGAAAUUACACGUGAAUAAAGUAAAUCUGAGUCUCUA
This is a messenger RNA of Saccoglossus kowalevskii, 1073 nucleotides long. RefSeq lists its product as uncharacterized. Gene Ontology annotation, molecular function: ubiquitin-like protein ligase binding. Lineage: Eukaryota; Metazoa; Hemichordata; Enteropneusta; Harrimaniidae. The record is from RefSeq and is a predicted model, not a curated record.